CGGAGGAGCCCGAGCUCUGGUCCGCCCUCCGCAGGAGAGUGCGGGGACUCCUUCCCACCGCGCGGGGAGCGCUUGUCGCGUGUGCGGGGCGGGGUCGGCUGCGGGCCGCGCGCGGGCGGCGGCGGAGGGCGUGAGAUGCGGGGGCAAAACCGGCUGGGGUUGUAGCUCUGGACACCUAGCCGGGCAGGACGAGGACGCGUCCGGUUAUGGGAUGCCCUGGACAGGCAGGGGCGCUACCUCGGAUCCCCAGUAGAUCUGCGGGCGGGUCCUCGGGGCCGUCCUCCCCCGCUUCCCGCCCGCCCCUCUGCGCCCCGGGAGGACCCCCAUGGUCCCUGCUCUUCUGGAAACUCUCCCUGUGGCUGGGCUUCGUCGGCCGCGACGUUGCAGCCCCGCUCGGGGCCGGUUUUGAUCGCGGGCACCGAGGCGAGGGCGAUGUCGGACCCCCGGGUGCCGGCCCAGCCCUCCGUACUCAAGCCCCCCCGGGAGGCCGCCCCGGGAAAGACCCACUGCCCUUUGUGCCUGGGGCUGUUCAAGACCCCCCGGCUCCUGCCUUGCCUGCACACGGUAUGCACCACGUGUCUGGAGAAGCUGGAGCCCUUCUCGGUCGGGGACGCCCGCGCGGGGGGCUCUGACGCGAGCUCCGAGGGCUCGGGCCUCCUGGACUUCGGGCCGCGGGUGGGCAUCCUCUGCCCUGUCUGUGAUGCGCAGGUGGACCUGCCCGCGGGCGGGGUCAAGGCCCUCACCAUCGACCACCUGGCCUUGAACGAUGUCAUGCUGGAGAGCCAGAGUGGGGACGGCCCCCGCCUGGCAUGCGACCUGUGCGGCGACAGGGGGGUGGAGAAGAGGUGUCAGACCUGCAAAGCCAACCUCUGCCACUUCUGCUGCCAGGCUCAUAGGCGGCAGAAGAAGACCGCUGAGCACGCCGUGGUGGAGCUGGACGAGCCGGGGCGGCGCGCCGGGAAGCCCGCGCCAUGCCCCGCGCACCCUGCGGAGGAGCUGCGGCUGUUCUGCGAGCUGUGCGAGCGGCCGGUGUGCGGCGCCUGCGCGGCCGGCGAGCACCGCGGCCACCCGUGCGAGGACGCGGGCCGGGCGGUGCACCGGCACGGGGACGCGCUGCGGGCGCUGCUGCGAGGCGCGCGGCCUCGUCUGCGGGCCCUGGACGAGGCGCUGGCUCGGGUGCGGGGCCGGGACACGGCGCUGCGCGAGCGGGUGAAGGCCGUGGCCGCCGAGGUGCGCGCCUGCUCCGACGGCCACAUCGCCGCCAUCCAGGAGCACCGGGACCGGCUGCUGCGGCAGCUGGCGGCGUUGGGCGCCCGGCGCGAGCGCGCGCUGCGUCUGCAGAGCGCACAGCUGGAGCAGCUGCGCGCCGACGUGAGCGCAGGCGUGGAGUUUGCCGAGCACCUGCUGGCCAGCGGCUCCGACCUGGCCGUGCUGGUCACCAAGGGUGUGGUGGUGGCGCGGCUCCGCGCGCUGAGCCAGGCCGACUGCAACGCGCGCCCCGCCGGGCACCCCCACAUCCGCUUCUGCCCCCAGGAGAAGGCCGGCCAGUGCCGCGGCUACCAGGUGUACGGGGCCCUGGACGCCCAGGAGGUGGACCCGGCCAGAUGCAUCCUUCAGGGAGAAGAUCUGCACAAAGCUCGGGAGAAGCAGACAUCCUCCUUCACCCUGCUUUGCAAGGAUGCUGCAGGAGAGAGCCUGAGCAGAGGAGGAGACCACAUCAGCGUCGCAGUAGUCCCCAAAGAUAAGAAAGACAGUCCAGUCAGAACAAUGGUCCAGGAUAACAAGGAUGGGACGUACAAUGUGUCCUACACCCCCAAGGAACCUGGCAUCUAUACUGUGUGGGUUUGUGUGGAAGAACAGCACGUGCAGGGCUCACCCUUCACUGUGACAGUGAGGAGGCGGCACCGCACACACUCGGGCGUCUUUCACUGCUGUACCUUCUGCUCCAGCGGCGGCCAGAAAGCCGUGCGCUGUGCCUGUGGGGGCACCAUGCCAGGUGGGUACCUGGGCUGCGGCCACGGACACAAGGGCCACCCCGGCCGUCCCCACUGGUCCUGCUGCGGGAAGUUUGCCGAGAAAUCGGAGUGCACGCAUGGGGCGGGGCCCGGCGCCCCAAGGAACCUGCUGAGGACUGUGGCAUUGUGAGGAUGCCAGCACCCACCACCCCGCAAAGCUCCCACCAGUGGACGCCAGAUUUACUGAAGACCCCAGAGCCAGAGAAAUACCUAAGAGACCGAUGGGUUUAAAACAAAGUGCCUUCAAGUGCCUGCCUUGUCUCCUUUGUACUUGCACAGCAAGCCCAAUCCAUUCCUCUUAAAGGUGGAUUGGCAACGUGUCUGCUCUACCACAGGGGCACCUUUGGCAUACCUUUGGUAUGACAGUGCCUAUGCCACUGGAAUCUAGAGGUCAUGGGAGCUGGUCACUUAACUCCUUCCCUUCUAAUGCAUUGC
Molecule: messenger RNA, 2450 nt
Organism: Perognathus longimembris pacificus (Pacific pocket mouse)
Lineage: Eukaryota; Metazoa; Chordata; Mammalia; Rodentia; Heteromyidae
Gene: Trim45
Product: tripartite motif containing 45
Exons: 6
Coding region: 433-2145 (570 amino acids)
Biological process (GO): positive regulation of DNA-templated transcription
Cellular component (GO): nucleoplasm; chromatin
Molecular function (GO): protein binding; ubiquitin-protein transferase activity; zinc ion binding
Source: RefSeq, a predicted model, not a curated record